Messenger RNA from Phycodurus eques (leafy seadragon), 3167 nucleotides. RefSeq names its product ovarian cancer G-protein coupled receptor 1 (gene gpr68). Gene Ontology annotation, cellular component: membrane. Bases 193 to 1290 code for a protein of 365 amino acids. Gene Ontology annotation, biological process: cellular response to pH; G protein-coupled receptor signaling pathway. The transcript has 6 exons. The record is from RefSeq and is a predicted model, not a curated record. Lineage: Eukaryota; Metazoa; Chordata; Actinopteri; Syngnathiformes; Syngnathidae. Gene Ontology annotation, molecular function: G protein-coupled receptor activity.
UGUCCAAGAAGAAAACGCAGUAAAGAGGGUUUCAGGCCUUUAAUGCGUUUCGGCCAUUGUUGAGUCCUCUAGGAGACAAGAAUAUUUAUUUGUGUAUGGAUGUUUGUGUGUGGGUGUAAAUACAUCUGGAAACAUGAACGCGUUGUUGCAGUGAAGUAGUGAUAGAAAGCGAAGACUGUGCUGGUGUUCAUUAUGCUCGAGGAGGGCAUUAUGAAUUGUACCAUCAGCCAUGAAAUCCAUCAGUACGUCUUCUGCUUUGUGUAUAUCUUCGUACUAUUGGUGGGUGUUCCCUCCAACCUGUACUCUCUGUACCACGCAACUCUGCAGCUAAAGCAAAAGAAUGAGCUUGGGGUUUACUUGAUAAACCUCACUGUGUCUGAUCUACUAUACCUGGCAUCAUUACCACUCUGGCUCCAGUACUUUUUUCAGGAUGACGAUUGGCGACACAGGGAAUGGCUGUGUCAGUUGUGUGGCUUUCUUCUCUAUGAGAACAUGUACAUCAGCAUUGGGUUCUUAUGCUGUAUAAGUCUGGAUCGCUACCUGGCUGUCGUGCACCCUUUGAGGUUCACCUCCCUCCGCUCUUUGAGUGCAGCUUGUCUUUUUAGUGUCAUCAUCUGGCUUAAGGAGAUUGCAGUUGGCGUGGUUUUCUUCCGUCAUAAAGAGCUGAGCAAAAAUCCCAACAACCAAUCAGUGUGCUUUGAGCACUACCCUAUGCAGCCUUGGGAGUAUCCAAUCAACUACUACCGCAUCACCAUUGGUUUCAUGUUCCCGCUGACCAUCCUGCUGAUCAGCUACCUGUGCGUGCUUCGUGCUGUGGGCCAGAGUGCAGGCACACAGCCAGAUCAGAAGACCAGAAUCCGACAGUUAGUCAGCAGUACCAUCCUCAUCUUCCUAGUUUGCUUCUCCCCUUACCAUGUCUUUCUGUUAGUACGCACUGUGCUGGAGAGAGACUGCAACUUCAUUACAGGGAUUUUCAACUUUUACCACCUAGCGCUUUUGCUGACCUCUCUGAACUGUGUGGCGGAUCCUGCUCUCUACUGUUUUGUCAGCGAAAGUGCCCGCCGAGGUCUUUCCCGGGCUAUUUUUCGACCUGUGACAAGACUUCUCUGUUGCUGCCUUGGCAGCUGCAGUGCCAGUCCCACCAACUCUGCCACAGAUUCCCACAAUGUUCUCACUGAUGAGAACAACACCCACAAGCAUGUGAUUAUGCUAGAUCACCUUGGCCAGAACUGCAGAAGUACAAUUCUAAUCACAGUGGAUGAUAAAAAAACAAUCAUACCAUUAACUUAAAAUUUCAAUUAUGGAAAGACUGCUAUGGAGGAGAGCCAGAAGAUAGAAAAGAUAUAGGAUUCUGUGAUGUGAAUGGGCAAAGAACAAGCAGGAGGGUGUCGGCCUCAGGACGUCAUACCUCUGCAGCGUGGGAGUGACCAUUGCUAAUGCUGCUGCAUUUACAUUCUUUUUUUUGGGGGGGGUGGCAUUGAAGUCUCAGAAACUCCUUACCCCUCAACCAAUUUAACAGAGCUCCAGAUACGGUGCGUACUAUAUUUUGUACGUUAAAAGACUCAUACAGCUUUAUCAACGCUGCGCACACCAUAAGGACUUUCUGUUUGUACUUCCUUGUUGCCAAUAUUGUUUUAAGUUUUAUAGAAAGUGACACAAUCAUGGAAAUUGAAAUAAUCAGCUCCAGCGGCAGACUGUUAUCAUGAUAAAACCUUUUUUAAUUAUACAGGGUCGUGGUGUGCCAGUAGGAGGGUUAGCCAUUGGACGAAAUAAAGUGUCCCAACCAGCCUUGCCAAGGCGGCCAACGCUAAUUUUAGCAUCAUAAGAGAUCACAGCCAUCUACACUAUACUACUUAGUACCUCUUUCUUUUCAGGCAAGGGCCAUCUUCAAGAUAUCAUUAUUGACUAUGACUUAAAUACUUCCCCCAACUAAAUGAAGCCACUACCCCUUGGUUUCUAUUGGGCUGUCAACCCCCAUGCCACGGGCUCAAGGCAAAGUCACGGUAUAAUGUAGAGUGAAAAGUCUCACCUGUGUAACGGUCAUGCCAUCAACAAGAUGUCCCCACCAACCCCAAACCUCUGAUAGUUCUGCAUUCUUCCCUUCUGCCCCGCUGAGCCAGACGGCCUGGUUUAUGUUACCCGCACCCUAAACUAAUUAACAGCUCCCCGAGACACCUGGGAUUCCAGUCAUCAAAGACCCCCCUGUGUGAGCAGAACCAAGAUACCGACCAAAGGUUUGGGGAAAAAAACGCUGUUCGAAGCGUUCCAAAAUAAAGUUCAAAGAACCAUUUGUUCCUUUGAAAUGCAGGCAAGGACCUCUGGGACAAUUGAUGGAACACAAGCGACACCCGCUGGCGGUGGAGAGUUACUGCCAGCUGUUUUAUAUUUUACGAACUUUGCACGAAUGUAUAAAUCCUGACACCAAUGUCACUAAUGAUUGUUUGCCACAGGUCUGAUGUCAAAUCUGUUUGUCUACUGAAUCAGAUGAGCUAUUUCACCUCACACAACACAAAUGUUACAUCACAAAUAUUAACAGGCUUUGCUACCACAUAAAAAUUGAAACACUCAUUGCAUAGACUAACCAGGGUGUGUGCGUGGCAAUGCAAAGCUGGCAAGCGAUUUCUUCACCUUACAUCAAAUAAUUAAUAUUUUAUUUCCACUGGUUUAAAACCACAAAUAAUCCUAAAAUAAAAAUGUAUACGAAGAGGCGUGGUCUGCCAUCUGUUCGGUCUCUGAGCCACACGCUCUCUCUCCGAUGCAUAAAAGGCCGAAGCCCCUUUGUUCUGGGCUUGUUUUUUUUCAGGUUUCUCAUUUUUCCAACCCCUCAUUGUGCAACCUGCCGAAAAACAGGCGCACAGCCAGGGAGCUCCGUUUUUGCCUCCCUUUUUUUUAAUUCCUUCCUUUUUUGGUCAAAUACACCUGUUAGGCGACCCGGCCCAGCCACCUGGAAGACUGACCAGCCUUGUCUAAAUUCUGUUCUAUGCAACGUAAGUGCAGCGUGCUGUUCCUAGGUAAAAACUGGUGCAUAAGUGAAUUAUCAUAAUGGUCAUAGAGAUUCCCAGCCUCACAUUGCGACCCGCAAAUCCUCACUUCACACCUACAUCACACGUUUGACCGACUUUACAAAUGUUUAUCUGUGCCCUUUGUAGUCAAGCCCUCUGCAUUGA